GCUAGCUAGCUGCAGGAGUCAAGCGAGGACAUCCACCUAACCUUUAUUUAUUAUACCUGAAUACACUGUUCCGUUUUUUCUAGACUCAAACGAAAAUGUCCGUUUAUCGUUGGUGAGCUUAAUUAAUAAAGGUUGACUUUAAUGUUAUGAAGUGUAACGUUAAUCCAAACAGAAAUGAUGCGUUCUUUGCUUUUCGCACGAACGCUUGUUUUGCUCAGCGUUCAAACACGAAAGCAACACGACAGUGAUUGACAGCCUCAACUCAAAAUAAAAAUAAACACAAGAUCUUGUCACCUGUCCUCCUGAUGCCGAGAGGCUCUUGGUGACACGUCUGCCUCACCUACAGCUGAACUACUGUGAAGAUCUACUGUGCCUCUCCUCUGGCCUGCUGACAAAGUGGAGCUGUGUCCACUUCAUUUCUAUACCCACAUUCCCAGGAGGCGUGGUCGCACCCAGAAGUCGAGAUGUCCAUCACCAACACACCCACCAGCAACGACGCCUGCCUGAGCAUCGUGCACAGCCUGAUGUGUCACAGACAGGGUGGCGAAAGUGAGACGUUCGCCAAGCGGGCCAUUGAGAGCCUGGUGAAGAAAUUGAAGGAGAAAAAAGACGAGCUCGACUCCCUCAUCACAGCGAUCACCACCAAUGGGGCCCAUCCCAGCAAGUGUGUGACCAUUCAGAGGACACUGGACGGGCGGCUGCAGGUGGCUGGACGUAAAGGGUUCCCUCAUGUCAUCUAUGCCCGGCUGUGGCGGUGGCCCGACCUGCAUAAGAAUGAACUGAAGCAUGUCAAAUACUGCCAGUUUGCCUUUGACCUCAAGUGUGACAAUGUGUGUGUCAACCCCUAUCACUAUGAGAGAGUGGUUUCUCCCGGUAUAGGUGAGCAUGGAGAAACUUUCAACCUGUCAGGGCUGACGUUGACCAGUUCCGGUCCCAGCGCCGCGCUGCUGGUAAAGGACGAGUAUGACUUCGAUGGGCCGCAGAGUCAGCCCUCAAUCGAGGGAGGGCACUCCAUCCAGACCAUCCAGCACCCUCCAUCUGUCGGCUGCCCGACCCCUUCCGAACCGUUUCCAACCCCCAACCUGCUCCCGCCUGCUGAGGCCUCCACCUCGGCCUCCACCUCGUCCUUCCCUCCCAUUGCUGCUGGAUCAGGCAGUGCCAGCUCAACCUGGUCUAGGAACAGCAGCUUCACAUCCAACAUUCCCCACCACACCAACGGACACCUACAGCACCACCCUCCUAUGCCCCAUCCGACACACUACUGGCCAGUACACAAUGAGCUUGCCUUUCAGCCUCCGAUAUCCAAUCAUCCAGCUCCUGACUACUGGUGCUCCAUCGCGUACUUUGAGAUGGACGUUCAGGUCGGGGAGACGUUUAAGGUCCCCUCCACUUGCCCCAUCGUGACCGUGGACGGCUACGUCGACCCCUCGGGAGGAGACCGCUUCUGCUUGGGGCAGCUCAGCAACGUCCAUCGCACCGAGGCCAUCGAGAGAGCGAGGCUUCACAUUGGCAAAGGGGUUCAGCUGGAGUGUAAGGGCGAGGGUGACGUGUGGGUGCGAUGCCUCAGCGACCACGCAGUGUUUGUCCAGAGUUACUACCUGGACAGAGAGGCGGGCCGCGCCCCCGGAGACGCCGUUCACAAAAUCUACCCCAGCGCAUACAUCAAGGUGUUUGACCUCCGGCAGUGCCACAGACAGAUGCAGCAGCAGGCCGCUACGGCUCAAGCGGCGGCCGCAGCCCAAGCCGCCGCCGUGGCCGGGAACAUACCGGGACCCGGAUCAGUCGGAGGAAUCGCCCCAGCUAUCAGUCUGUCAGCAGCAGCCGGCAUCGGCGUGGAUGACCUGCGCAGGCUGUGUAUUCUCAGGAUGAGCUUUGUUAAGGGCUGGGGGCCCGACUACCCCCGCCAGAGCAUCAAGGAGACCCCCUGCUGGAUCGAGAUCCACCUGCACAGAGCGCUCCAGUUACUGGACGAGGUCCUGCACACUAUGCCCAUAGCGGACCCACAGCCUCUGGACUGAGCAUUACGCUGAUGGUCUGCCUCAGUGAGCUGCUCCCACCAAGAGAGCGUGACACUGAAAUAGGCCAAAGCCAUAUAUCAAAGAUAUACACUUUUAUUUUUGAUGGAUGGCUUGGAUGUGCGAUGACUGGAAUGAUGAACUGCUGGACUAGAAAAAAGGACUUGACAGGAUACCGUAGUAACAAAGCACCACAUCAUGCACACAGAUGACCUGCAGGUCCCAUGAAACUGGAAUGUCCAGCAAAAUACUCGCCAACCAGCGACCACUGGCAGACGUUGGAACCAAUGGAAGAACAUCCCAGUGCACGGCUGUGGGAUGAGGUGGAGCUAGUUCAGUCGUUCAACUGUUGCGCAACACCACUCCCUCGCUUGGAUCGUCACUCCACAGCAUGUCGGUGGCUGCCUCUCCGAUGGCGGGCGGGGUUGAGGACGUCCUAGCUUGGAUCGGGUCCGGGAGAAUCUUUGAGAAACUGGCUUUCUGAGUGAAGGACGACGCCCAGUUGAGGUUUUGGGCUAGACGAUGAUAUGACGUACAAAGUUAAGCUGCCCACAGAUUUACAAUAUGUCUGUUGUUACUAACCCACUGUGAUUUAUGUCAUUUUCUUCACUCGAGUACAGCGAAGACGAGAUGCUCCUUCAACUUUGGUCCUUUUUCCACCACGGUCACCUCCCACCUGUUUCAGGUAUUUUUACUUUUUUAUGCUGCCAGGCGGGAAGUCACUACACCUUCCUCUGCAAACUCCUCGCAUGUUCUCCCUUUCAGUGUGAGAGGAAAAAAGCAAAGCGCUUGGAGGCUUUUGGUUUGAUUUCAUUGCAGUAAAGAAACGCACAGUUGUUCCUUCUGAGAUCACAGGACAAGCUGGCUCCAUCAAUGUUUUGACAAACCAAAGUACUUGUUGCUCAGAAAUAUGAUCACACUGGACUUACAGUAUGAGAGUUGCAAUCAGCGGCUGGACUUUGCCCCCGAUCACAUUCAUUUGGAAGUUUCUUUAACUUUACAUGUGAUCGUGAUUAUUUGUUUUCAGUUUACAGAUAUUUUUUUUUUUUUUU
Messenger RNA from Pungitius pungitius (ninespine stickleback), 3067 nucleotides. Its product is annotated as mothers against decapentaplegic homolog 4-like. Gene Ontology annotation, molecular function: RNA polymerase II cis-regulatory region sequence-specific DNA binding; I-SMAD binding; DNA-binding transcription factor activity, RNA polymerase II-specific. Gene Ontology annotation, biological process: transforming growth factor beta receptor signaling pathway; SMAD protein signal transduction; BMP signaling pathway. Lineage: Eukaryota; Metazoa; Chordata; Actinopteri; Perciformes; Gasterosteidae. The coding region runs from base 465 to 2018 and encodes 517 amino acids. The transcript is spliced from 10 exons. The record is from RefSeq and is a predicted model, not a curated record. Gene Ontology annotation, cellular component: heteromeric SMAD protein complex.